CAGGGUCUUUCAAGCAUUAACUUGGAGUUACAAAGUAACCUGUAGGGAGAGUUGUCAUAGAAACACAGCCCAUUAUAAUGAAAAAUAAGAAGUAUAAAGACAGGGAUGGGGGCACAGACCUUCCAUUUUAACCACAACUAAAACUGUUACUCCACUUGUACAGCUGCAACAUACAGAAUGGAUUCCUGAGAUGUAUGCCACCACAACUAACUAGGGAAGUUAUUAUGUAACUAAUGGUGUCAUACCAAAGGGCUAUGCUAAUUUAUCAAGAAAGAAAAGUAAACUACAGUACAUCAACAACCGUAGCAGCCGUGGCGGAGCAUGGCACACCACAUACAACCAAACGAAUGAGAGAACAUGAGCGGAGGACUAAAACAAGUGAGACUUUCGCUAAAAGCAUAGCAUAGCAGUCUGACGGCCAUAGCAGAGGGCUAGUGGUGGACUAUGGGCUCUACAGGAUCCAGGUCCAGGCUGAGUCAGGUGGCCUCGUGUCACAGUCAGCCAGAGGGAAACCAGGACCAGCAGGCCAGUCAUCCCACCUCACAAUGGACCAUCCCUGCUGUGCCAACCCCACUGGAGCCACAACAUGGGCUCCUGGGACACAGUAGGACUAUCCAGCUGCCCCCACUGAAACUGGAAAACUCUGCAAGCUUCCCACCGCUAUCUACAGCAAGCAGCCUCCCACAGAGUCAAAGCAACAUUUGGGGACCAAGCAUCAUUCAUUCUCAUCCACCACGAAGACUACAGGUGUUGCAACCGCUGGCCCCUCUUAGUGCAGGCCUCAAGGUUACUGCCAAUCACAUGGCCAUGGACAGAGACUGGAGAGAUGGGGGUGUCCUCCACUUUUCUACCCCCAGCCAGCGGGCACACGAUGGCACCGGCCACCAUCCGCAGGGAGGACUCCUGGAGGCACAGAUGGUCCUCAGUCAACAGGCCCAGCGGAGAAGGAGAGCCCACCAGAGACGAGUCCGAGAGCAGCGGGUCCACGAGAGGACAAUCUACAUAGAUAAUGUUGAAGCACCUAGCAGCAAAGGGAUACAGAGACUGCAUCUGCUGAACAGGCCAACCCAAAGGGACAUAUUUUGGGAUGAGAUGACAGGAGAGAGUCUUGACCUCAAGGAGAUCCUGCAACCAAGCCCCCUUCCCCUGGAGCAGGGAAAGAGACAGCAGUCCCAGCCUGGACCACCACCGUGCCUGUGUAGGGAUGAGGAGCUGAUCAACAGAGACUUGGCUUGGGAAGGCCUCAGGAGUCCUCACCGGAAAACCAAUACUCUCACAGACAGAGUGGCAGGGGAGACAGAUGGUGGACUGACCAUGAGGAAAACCUUACCUUCGAUGCUGGACUGGAAGACAGAGAAACAAAGAGAUACAAUUCCCAAACACUUGAGCUCUUUCGGGGAUAGUGAGAGGGCUAGUAGGAGGCCUCUGGGAGGCUGGCAGAGAGAGGGCAUUAGAGGUCUAUGUCAUGGGGAGAGGGGGAUUUGGGAACCUGACCUGGAGUAAGAGCUGUUUGAGAGGUUUACUAAUCUGGAUUAGACCGGAUCUCCAAUCUCAGUUUGCGAAAUGCUAAUGGUGUAUAGAUAGAUGGUCACUUCAUUUUGAAAAGCAGAAAUUGUAGCUCAUUUAUCUUUUAAACUGUUAGCAUUUUUACUGUAUGAUCACAUGGCAAACUAAAAUAUUGGUUUGUCAUAACCAAAGUUUUUCAGAGAAUGUGUCCACCACCAGUGUUACACUAUGGCCUGAAUGUAUUCAUAGGAUUGCUUUAUUAAAAUAGCAGCUGUGGUUAAAGUAAGUCUAGGAUUGCUUCAUUAGAAUAGCAGAUGUGGUUAAAGUAAGUCUCAUUAUGGGAACAAAUCUGUUUUCCAUAACAAAUAAAAUGUGUUUAUGAAAGUGACUGUGUUAUUAUUAUUCCAGCCUGUUUGAAGUCAGUGUGUGGCGCCCUCUAGGGAUGAUAGUGAUACUACAGGUGUGGAAAGGUCUAAAAUUAGCUUGACUAACACCAGCAUAAUGUUCAGAAGGUGAGAAAGCACAUUAAAAAAUAAUACAUUUGG
Molecule: messenger RNA, 2051 nt
Organism: Salmo salar (Atlantic salmon)
Lineage: Eukaryota; Metazoa; Chordata; Actinopteri; Salmoniformes; Salmonidae
Source: RefSeq, a predicted model, not a curated record